CUCCUACCAGUGGGACAUGCUCGGAACACCUCUAAAGGGAGACAUCCAGGCGGCAUCCUGAUCAGAUGCCCGAACCACCUCAACUGACUCCUUUCGAUGUAGAGGAGCAGCGGCUCUACUCUAAGCUCCCCCCGGAUGAUGGAGCUCCUCGCCCAACGAUAUCCUCCGUCCAGGAGCUGUCGAGAGUUAUGGACCAUUCUGCUGGGGAGAUCAGCAUUGAGAGAGCCGGCUCAGAUAGAAGGAGAGCUUGACAGACACUGGGACCGACUGCAUCAAGGACUCAGUUACUACAAGCCACCCAGCUCAUCCUCUGCUGGGAAAGUAAAAGAUAACAAAGAUGUUGCGCAGCCACUGAAAGACUUUGGUUUGAGGAUUAGUAAAUUAUUGAAUCUUGAUGAGCAGCAGAGUGUGCAGCUUUUACAAUGCUAUCUACAGGAGGACUACAGAGGAACUCGUGAUUCAUUAAAGGUUGUUCUAAAGGAUGAGCGGCAGAGCCAGGCACUUCUGCUUAAGAUAGCUGAUUAUUAUUACGAGGAGCGCAUGUGUCUGCUCAGAUGUGUUCUCCUCCUGCUGACAUACUUUCAAGAUGAACGGCAUCCUUAUCGGGCGGAGUACAGUAACUGUGUGAACAAGUUGGAGAAGGACUUGGUGAGCAACUAUCAGUCACAGUUUGAAACUCUCUUCAAAGCCGAGGCACCAACAUGGGAAACUCACGGCAACCUCAUGACGGAGAGGCAGGUUUCCCGGUGGUUCUUGCAGUGUUUGAGAGAGCAGUCUCUGCUGCUGGAAAUCAUUUUUCUGUAUUAUGCUUACUUUGAGAUGAGUCCAUCCGACCUUCUAAACUUUACCAGAAUGUUCAAAGAGCAGGGCUUUGGUUUGCGACAGACAAACAGACACUUGGUAGACAAAAGCAUGGAUGCCCUGGUUGAUCGAAUCGGAUACUUGAGUUGUCUCAUCCUGGUCGAGGGAAUGGACAUAGACUUCCUGCAUAAGUGCGCUCUGGAGGAUUGUACAGAACAGCACCAGUUUUCCUCUGCUCCUAACGUCAUUAAGGAGAUGGAUCAGCUGCUGCUGACUUUAGGUGACAUUCCUCAUCAUGGACCUGUGUUGUUGGCCUGGGUGCUGCUGAGACACACACUCAGACCAGAAGAGUCCAAUCCUGUGGUCAGGAGGAUCGGCAACACGGCGCUGCAGCUCGGGGUGUUCAAGUACCUGUCAACCAUGCUGAAGGGCCUCGGAUUCUCAGGGAAUAAUUGCACAGCAAGCACAGCAAAAAUGUGUAUUUAUGGCCUCCUUUCAUUUGUGAUCACCUCCUUUGAAGAAGAAAGCCUACAGAGUGACGGUGUGGAAACACAGACCUCUCACCUGAUUGAUGCUGCCUGUGAAGUUCUCUCUGCUCCCAGUUUGGCUGAGAUCUUUUGGGAAAUGAAGCCAAACAUGGGACUGGGAAUGAUCCUGGACAGUGCAGUUGGAAUGUUCCCUCAUAAGAUAGGACCUCUGCUGCAGCUUCUAACUGCACUUGUGUCAAACAAAUCGACUGUAAAAAAGGUGUACAACUUCUUGGAUAAGAUGUCCUUUUACACACAAGUUUACAAACACAAACCCAAUGAUAUCGUUUCAAAGGAUGAUGAGACGCUGUGGAGGAGACAAACUCCAAAACUCCUCUACCCUCUGGGCACAGGGCAGACUAACCUGUGGAUGCCACAGGGCGUGCUGGGCCAGGUGGUGAUUGCGGGUGAACAGGGCUACAUGGUGCGCUGGGACUACUCCUACAGCUCCUGGACUCUGUUCACCUGCGAGGUGGAGAUGCUGCUUCAUGUUGUUUCCACUGCAGAUGUUCUAGCUCACUGCGCACGCGUGAAACCCAUCCUGGAUCUGGUCCAUAAGGUCAUCAGUGUGGACUGGACCGUGUCGGAUUGUUUGUUGCCUCUCACGUCUCGCAUUUACAUGUUGCUGCAGAGGUUAACUUCAGUCAUCAACCCACCAGUGGAUGUGAUUGCCUCCUGUGUGAACUGUCUGUCUGUACUGGCUGCGAGGAUGCCAGUGAAGGUGUGGUCCAGUCUGCAACACACGGGUUUCCUCCCUUUUGCCUCUAGCCCUUUGACCAGCAUGUCUCAGUGCAUCAGUGCUGAAGGGAUGAAGGCGGGAAACUAUGGGAACCUACUGGUCCAGAUUGAGCAGCCUAGAGGGGAGUAUGCUGUGACGAUCGCCUUCCUUCGUCUAAUUACAACCCUGGUUAAGGGUCAGCUUGGCAGCACCCAGAACAAAGGUCUGAUCCCCUGCGUGCUGCUGGUGUUAAAGGAGAUGCUGCCCACUUACCACAAGUGGCGCUACAACACCUACGGAGUCAGAGAGAGAAUAGGUUGUCUGAUUUUGGAGCUGAUUCAUGCCAUCCUCAAUCUGAAUCCUGAGGGAGAGGAGCAGAGCAGCACUCCCACCCUGCAGUCUAUUUGCAUCUACAGCCUGGCAAACGCCGAAGCUGGACAAGCUGUCGUUAACAUCAUGGCAGUGGGAGUGGACACCAUAGACCUGGUCCUGGCUGCACAGCCCAGCAGCUGUGGCUCUGAGGGUCCUGGUCAAGUCCUGAUCCAGACAGUCAAGCUGGCCUUUUCUGUCACGAACAACGUUAUUCGUCUGAAGCCCCCGUCGGAUGCGGUUUCCCCCCUGGAGCAGGCGCUGACGCAGCACGGCGGUCACGGCAAUAACCUCGUCGUUGUCCUGGCCAAAUAUAUUUACCACAAGCACGACCCGGCGCUCCCUCGUCUGGCCAUCCAGCUCCUCAAGCGACUCGCCACUGUGGCUCCUAUGUCGGUUUACGCCUGCCUUGGCAGCGAUGCAACAGCCAUCAGGGAUGCAUUCCUCACUCGGCUGCAGAGUAAGACAGAAGAUAUGAGGAUCAAAGUGAUGAUCUUGGAGUUCCUCACUGUGGCGGUGGAAACCCAGCCAGGCCUCAUCGAGCUCUUCCUCAACCUGGAAGCAAAAGAUGGAAGCGAAGGAUCGAAAGAGUUCCUGCUGGGCGAGUGGAGCUGCCUUCAUGUGGUGUUGGAGCUGAUCGACUCCAAACAGCAGGGGAAGUACUGGUGCCCCCCGCUUCUUCACCGUGCAGCCCUGGCCUUCCUCCUGGCUCUUUGGCAGGAUCGCAGAGACAGCGCCAUCUCAGUUCUGCGCUCCAAAGAAAAGUUUUGGGAGAAUUUGUCAACACCUCUGUUUGGAACCCUUAUCCCUCCUUCAGACACCACAGAGCCCUGUGUCCUGGAGGCCUGCGCUUUUGUCAUGAAGAUUAUUGGCCUGGAGAUUUACUACGUUCACAGCGGUUCCCUGGAGCAGUCUCUGAAGGACGGACUUCAAAAGUUUUCAAACGCGCGACGCUACGAGUACUGGUCCCAAUAUGUCAGGUCCCUGGUGUGCCACGUGGCCGAGUCAGAGGAGGAGGGCAUCUGCUACUUCUCAGAGACACAGAUGUUGAUCUCUGCUUGGCGGAUGCUGCUGAUCCUGUCCACCAGCCACGCUGAUGUGAUGCAUCUAACUGAGGACGCCAGGAUGAAACUGUUUAUGGAUGUCCUGGAUGGGGCUAAAGCUGUUCUGACCACACCCACGUCUGUGCCUUGUCUUCGACUUGGAUCUAUGAUGGCGACUCUGCUGCUCAUCCUGCUCAAACAGUGGAAAAGUGUUGUAGCUGCAGCUCCAGACAUCAUGUCUCCUCUCUCCCUCAUCCUGGAAAGUGUUUUACAAACUGACCAACAGAUGAUGGAGAAGACCAAAGCCAAAAUCUUCGCUGCACUCAUUUCUGUGCUGCAAAUUCAGGGACUCAACGGUGGAGAUAUUUCCCAGCUGCCCCAGCUGCUGCUGUCUGUGUGUGAGACGGUUAAAGACGAGGCGCUGGCUCUCAUCGACAGCACCUGCCACACGAGACAGAUGGAGGACAUGGUGGAGAACGAGGACAGCAUGGAGACAGAUUCUCCUCGGGGUCCACAGAAGGACCAGAGAGACGGGAUGUGUGUUUUAGCGCUCCACUUAGCCAAGGAGCUGUGUCGCACCGAUGAGGAUGGUGAGCACUGGGUGUCUGUGAUGAGGAAGGUCCCGGUCCUUCCCUCGGUGCUGAGCGCCGUGGAGCUCAGCCUGCGCGCCAAACAGAACCUUUAUUUUACAGAGGCCGCUCUUCAUCUGCUGCUCACUCUGGCUCGAACUCCUCAGGGAGCAGCAGCUGUGGCCGGAGCUGGAGUCAUCCAAACCAUCUGCCUCCCUCUGUUGAGCGUAUACGAGGUCCCAGCAAACGGUGGAUCACAGCAGAGUUUCUCCAGGAAGUCCCAGGACUCCACCUGCUGGUCGGGUGUGUAUCGCCUCUGCAUGUCUUUAAUGGAGAGUCUUCUCAAAACUCUGCGCUACAACUUCAUCAAUGAAGCCCUGGACUUUGUUGGAGUACAUCAGGAACGCAUAUUACAGUGUCUGAACGCUGUUCGCACCGUUCAGAGCCUCGCCUGUUUGGACGAGGCAGAUCACACCGUUGGAUUCCUCCUGCAGCUCUCCAGCUUCUGUAAAGAGUGGCAGUUCCACCUGCCUAAUCUGCUCAGAGACGUGCAGGUAAACCUGUGUUACCUGUGCCAGACCUGCACCUACCUGCUGCACAGUAAGAAGAUGCUCCAUCAUUACCUACAGGCCAAGAAUGGUGAGGCGUUGCCUCCUGGUCCCCUCCCCAGGGCACAGCGGCCCCCCCAGUCCCUGACUAAAGAUGCAGCAGGAGGGGGGGACAGAGAGGAGGCUGAGCAGAAGGCCCUGCUGACGGUGCAGUGCAGCCUUCUAAAGAUCCUCAGUAAAACUCUGGCAACUCUGCAGCACUUCACUCCAGACUUCUGCCAGAUCCUCCUGGACCAGUGUAUGGACCUGGCUGAGUACAGGACCCUGUUUGCACUCAGCUUCACAACUCCUGCGUUUGACCCUGAUGUAGCCCCGUCGUUUGGGACCCUGCUGGCCACCAUUAAUGUGGCUCUGAGCAUGCUGAGUGAGAUGGAGAAGAAGAAGGAGCCAGCGUCUCUAAGCAUAGUUUCCCUGGCUUCAUCAGAGGAGAUCCAGGCUCUGAAGUCGUUGCUGAUGUUCACCAUGGAGAACUGCUUCUAUGUUCUGAUCUCUCAGGCUGUUCGAUGUCUCAAAGAUUCCUCCAUCCUCCCUCGAGACAAGCAGAGGCUGAAGCAGGAGCUCAGCUCUGAGCUGAGCACUCUUCUCUCCAGCCUGUCCCGCCACUUACGCAGAGGCUCUCCCUUAUCUCCAGCCAGCGGGCUCCUCCCCCCUCUUCAGUCCAAACCCUCCACACCGGGCUCAAAGGCGAGCCACGAAGGCCAGGAGCCCAUCAUCCAGCUCGUCCAGGCUUUUGUCAGACUUGUGCAAAGAUAACUAGUUAAAAACUGCACCGCCGAUUUCACUAAAAUACAUUUUUUAAAACUAUUUCUCCUGUAAAAAACCCUAAUUUCAUACCUUCAUACCAGUAGUUCAAGUUAAACUGUUUUUUGAGUUUGUUGUAAUAAUAGCAUAUUGUAAAAUAUUAAUGGGUGCCAAAAUCUGAACACAGUUUAGCUAAAAGUCACCUGAAACAGAACCAAAGUGUUGAUGAGAAGCUGCCUGAGGUGUUUACUCUCGAUGAAGAGCUGAGAUUUGACUCAGUCACUGACAGUGGUCCAUUGUUCAAGACCUAGUUUUAUAGGUUACACAACAGCUCGAUGACCAGAAACAUUUCAAGUGCUCCUUAAAUAUGUCAACUCUAAACAGUGGAUCCUGUAAAGCUGUUACCAUUUUCUAUUUCGUUGUUUUCUCUAUAUCUUAACCUGAGUUCUUUUAUUUUAUUGAGUUCACAUUCUGAAGUGAUGGUUGAGAUUUGUACUUUAGGAUCAAUUUUAUGUCAAUAAAGGGACUUUUGUACCACA
This is a messenger RNA of Austrofundulus limnaeus, 5915 nucleotides long. It is a transcript of the gene nup188, whose product is annotated as nucleoporin 188. Gene Ontology annotation, molecular function: structural constituent of nuclear pore. Bases 136 to 5388 code for a protein of 1750 amino acids. Gene Ontology annotation, biological process: RNA export from nucleus; protein import into nucleus. The record is from RefSeq and is a predicted model, not a curated record. Gene Ontology annotation, cellular component: nuclear pore inner ring. The transcript has 43 exons. Lineage: Eukaryota; Metazoa; Chordata; Actinopteri; Cyprinodontiformes; Rivulidae.